Athalia rosae (coleseed sawfly) is the source of this 1981-nucleotide messenger RNA. Its product is annotated as mitochondrial glycine transporter-like. Gene Ontology annotation, cellular component: mitochondrion; mitochondrial inner membrane. The record is from RefSeq and is a predicted model, not a curated record. The transcript is spliced from 8 exons. Gene Ontology annotation, molecular function: glycine transmembrane transporter activity. Gene Ontology annotation, biological process: glycine import into mitochondrion. NCBI's taxonomy places the organism in Eukaryota, Metazoa, Arthropoda, Insecta, Hymenoptera, Athaliidae. The coding region runs from base 526 to 1401 and encodes 291 amino acids.
GCAAGCGUUUGAUGAAAUAAAAUACCACCGUCACUUAAAAUUUUGGUAUCCGAAAAACUGAAUUACCUACAUCAUUUGAGACUGAUCACUUUCCGUCAGCAAUUCUUAGAUUAAAUUUGUUACGUUCACCGAAUUUUACUUGGCGCGUAGUAUCACAAGAUAGGAACGGCAAACGAUGAUAGUUGAUGAACUUCAAAAGGACAGAACAGUGCCUGGGGGAGCUGUAGAUAAGAGGGGACAAACCGCAGGGGUCUUGCCCCAAAUAGUAAAUGAAGUAGGAUUACGGACGUAUGAGUGAUGAGUAGGUGUAAUAAAUGUCGAUCAGUAUUCAUUAUUCGUAACAAGGCAUUCAACUGCCUAGUAUUACACGAGGGACGUUGCAGUCUAAAGCCAAGAACGUCGAGUGGUUUCAGCACAUUUGCUUUGGUUAUUAAUUGUGCACAUCGAUUAACGCUGCGUGACGGUCUACUAAAGAGAUAAUAUUGGUGAUCUGAUAUCAAAUGUAUUUAAAAUAUACGAUUUGAUAUGCAAAGCUACACAGCUUCAAAACAAGAUAUGAAACUUAGUGAUAAGCAAUCAGUUUUGAAAUCAUUCGUAGCCGGAUCUUGUUCUGGUACUGUGACUACGAUUUUAUUUCAACCCCUUGAUCUCAUUAAAACAAGACUUCAAAGUAGGAUUACACCGCAAUUAGGUGCGCCUUCCACGGGAAUGGUAGAUAUCGCUAUCUACAUAGUGCGUAAUGACAACGUGUUUGGGUUGUGGAAGGGCAUCACACCAUCUUUAAUUCGAGUUGUACCUGGAGUGGGAUUAUACUUUGCAUCAUUGCACUGGUUAAAAAAUGCCUUUCAUUUGAGAGAGCCCCUCAAUUCGCUACAAGCACUUACAUUGGGCAUUACUGCUCGCUCUAUGGCUGGAGUCGUACUCAUUCCCAUUACCGUAGUCAAAACACGCUUUGAGAGUGGUAUAUACAAGUACUGUGGUAUGCGAGAAGCACUACAUGUAAUUUGGAAGUACGAAGGUACCAAAGGGCUUGUAUGUGGUCUAGUUCCCACAUUAUUUAGAGACGCACCUUUCAGCGGAUUAUAUCUCUUGUUCUACACUCAGUGCAAAAAAGCAAUACCUCAAGAGUAUAGAAUUGCCAACAACACAGCUACAGUUCACUUUACAUGCGGAUUAUUAGCUGGAUUAUUCGCAUCUGUAAUAACUCAACCAGCAGACGUUAUUAAGACUAGAAUGCAGCUCUAUCCACAUGAAUUUAAAACCCUCUAUAGUUCCUUUCUCUCUAUUUACCAACAACAAGGGUGCCUUGGAUAUUUCCAAGGGAUCGUUCCACGUUUAUUGCGGCGAACAUUGAUGUCAGCAAUGGCAUGGACAAUUUACGAAGAAGUAACGGGAAAGUAAAAUAUGUACCAAAAACGUAUCGAAAAUGUGAUAAAAUUUCUUUAACGGGAUAAAAGUGUCAAUGAAAAACGCUAUACAUAAACGAAGGCAUUGAACUCUAGAUCGUUGAGUCGAUAUAUCUCAAAAUAUGCCAUAUAUUUUGUAUAAAAUCCAAGAUUUAGUCAAUUAUUGUUUCAUAAAUGACUCAAUUAGGAGGGAAUCAAUGCUGUCAUACGAAAAGGACUUAAAUAAUAGGAAGCAGGGUGUACAUUUAAUUCUGUAUUUAUAUUUGAACCGUGACUGUGAAUUCAGGUGUGAGAAUCUCGGGAUAUUUGUGAUUCAAUUCUGUAGAAUAAUUACAAUGACAACGUUUGAUUCGUGAUAUGGUGCGUGAAAUAAUAAACAGUGUAUUUUUAAUAUUGGAGUGAAAAAAAAUUAUCUAACAUUAAGUGUAUAUAUAUGAUAUUUGUACAUAAAAAACGAAUCAAUGAUAAUUGGAACUACCAAAAAUACAAUGUCAUUUAGAAAUCUGGACCAACGAUCGUCGCUAUAAAUUGAACCUUCAUGGUAAUGAAAAUAAUACAAACUCUCUUCAAAAUUA